Puma concolor (puma) is the source of this 2334-nucleotide messenger RNA. The record is from RefSeq and is a predicted model, not a curated record. Lineage: Eukaryota; Metazoa; Chordata; Mammalia; Carnivora; Felidae.
AUGAGCCGCGGCCGCUCCUCCGGCUCCAGGCGCCUGGACCCGGCCGGCCACGCCGCCCGCAGCGCCUCGUCGCCCGCGCCCGAGGUACGGUCCCAGCCCGCCGGCCGCGCGCGGGGGUGGCCCCAGGCGGCCUCCCCGAACGCCGCGGAGCACCGGGGGGUGAGCGGCCGCGGGACGCCCAGGCGCUCACAUUUGCAAACUUCUUCCCAGGGCGUGGGUGCAUCGUGGAGGGUCCAGCCCCGCCUUGGAAGUGGACUGGAACUGCCCGCGGCUGGCUGGGAAAUUUACGACCGUCUCUUGGAAGUCCCGGUCACUAGGGAGCAGUUACACCACUAUCGGAAUGUGGCCGAAAGUGCUCGAAGUGACCUUGCUGCAACUUUGGUCAAAUUUGAAUGUGCUCAGUCUGAGCUUCGAGAUCUCCGAUCCAAGAUGCUUUCGAAAGAAGCCUCCUGUCAAGAGUUGAAAGCUGAAAUGGAGAAUUACAAAGAAAAUAAUGCUAGAAAAUCAUCUCUCCUCACCUCUCUGAGACACAGAGUUCAGGAGCUGGAAGAAGAAUCAGCAGCACUUGCCACUUCUAAAAUUAGAACCGAAAUCACAGCUCACACCGCAAUCAAGGAGAACCAGGAGUUGAAGAAGAAAGUUGCGGAACUAGAUGAGAACUUACAAAAGUGUUUAAAGGAAAAUGAGGAGAAUAAGAAGCAAGUCUCAAAGAAUUGCAGGAGACAUGAAGAAUUUCUAGCUCAACUGUGUGACUGCUUAGAUCCGGACAAGAAGAAUGAAAAGGCGUCAGAUGAAGAUUUAAUUCUAAAGCUUAGAGAACUGUGCAAGGAAAAUGCAUUCGUAAAAGGACAAAUCGUUACUCUUGAAGAGACUGUAAAUGUCCAUGAGAUGGAAGCAAAAGCUAGCAGAGAAACCAUCAUGAGGCUGGUUUCAGAAGUAAACAGAGCGCAGAAAAAAGCUGCCUCCUGCACUGAAGAGAAAGACAAGCUGGGCCAGGACCUGCUCAGUGCUGUAGAGACAAAGGAGGCUCUUGAAAGGGAAGUCAAGCUCUUCCAAGAAAGGCUGCUUGCUGGCCAGCGGGUCUGGGAUGCCUCGAAGCAGGAACUGAGCCUCUUGAAGAAAAGCUCUUGCGAGUUGGAGAAGAGCUUGGAGGCCAGCCGGGAUGCGACGGCAGCCUCGAGAAACCAGCACUCCUCGUUUAGGGAGAAAGUCGCAGCGCUGCUGCUCGGGGGCAACUGGGGCACGGUUGUGCCCACAGAGGAUGCUAUUUUGGAAAGGAUCCGAGAAAUGGCCAGCCAGGGAGAGAGCAGGAAAAGUAUGGUCUCCCAGCUUGAAGCCCGAAUAUCUGAGCUUGUUGAACAGUUGGGAAAUGAGUCUGGGUUUCACCAGAAAGCUCUUCAGAGGGCCCAGAAAGCAGAAAGCAAGUUGGAGACUCUUCAGGGUCAGCUGACAUACCUGGAGGGAGAGCUGGCUUCUGGAGAUGUUUUGCGAGAUAACUUGAAUUUUGAGAAACAAAAAUAUCUUAAAUUUCUGGAUCAGCUCUCAGAGAAAAUGAAACUGGACCAGAUGGCUGCUGAACUUGGCUUUGACAUGCGCGUGGAUGUAGUCUUAGCUCGCACAGAGCAGCUGGUCCGCCUCGAGAGCAACGCAGUCAUUGAAAACAAGACUAUCGCUCACAAUUUACAGAGAAAGCUCAAGACUCAGAAAGAAAGACUGGAGAGCAAAGAACUGCAUGUGAACCUUCUCCGGCAGAAAAUUGCCCAGUUGGAGCAGGAGAAGCAGGUGCGUUCGGCCUUGGUGGUAGAGAGGGACGAGGCCAAUCUCACCCUAAGGAAGUUGCAAAAGAAGGUGGAGAGGCUGCAGAAGGAGCUGAGUGUGUGUCGAGAAUCGAACACGGAGCUCAAAGCCCAGCUGGCUGACACCCAUGAGCUUAAGAUUAAAACUUUGGAACAGACCAAAGCCAUUGAAGACCUAAAUAAAUCCAGAGACAAACUUGAGAAGAUGAAGGAGAAAGCUGAGAAAAAACUAAUGUCUGUCAAGUCAGAACUGGAUUCUACAGAGCAUGGGGCUAAGGAGGAUAAAGAGAGAGCCAGGAACAUGAUAGAAGUGGUAACCAGUGAAAUGAAGACACUAAAAAAAUCUCUGGAAGAAGCAGAAAAGAGAGAAAAGCAGCUGGUGGACUUCAGGGAAGUGGUUUCCCAGAUGCUGGGCUUGAACAUGACCAGUCUUGCACUUCCCGACUAUGAAAUCAUCAAAUGUCUUGAAAGACUGAUCCAUUUACAUCAGCAUCACUUUGUCACCUGUGCCUGCCUCAAAGAUGUGACGCUUGGGUGA